GGAGCAGGACGGCGAGCAGCAGCAAACACAGAAACAGCAGGGGCAGCAGCAGCUUCCACAGCAAUCUGGAGCAUUCAGAAACAAAAUGCGUGAAUGACAGAGGGAAGCAAAAGUUUCUGCCAUUUUCACUCUGAAUCCUGACAUUAUGAAGACUCUUCUGAUUUUGUUUGUUGUCAUUUUUUCCAACAGGGGACACUGCACAGAAUCACAGGACCAAGUGCUAUCAAUCGUGCCAAAAACACAAGAGCAAGUAGACAUUGUGAAGAAUGUAUCUACUAGAUAUGAGACAGUAUUGUGGCAGCCUGUUUCACCUCACUACAUCAAAGAAGAAAGCCAAGUCCAUUUGUUUGUUACAGCAAACAGUUCAAAGACUGUCAAGGAUCUGCUGCAGAAACACUCUAUAACUCAUAAGGUUUCGCUUGCUAACGUUAAUGAGUUGAUUGAAAUGCAGACGAGGAUAAACAGCACAGACCCAAGAGCCAGCUCGACUUUCUAUCACAAAUAUCAUAGGCUGGAGGAGAUCUACGACUGGAUAAACAGGACCUCACAGGACAACCCCAGCGUGGUCAAAGUCAUUCUCAUUGGCUCCUCGUUCGAAAAGCGACCACUCUAUGUUCUAAAGCUGUCUCUAAAUAAUAUGCCAAAUAAGAAAGCCAUGUGGAUCGACUGUGGGAUACAUGCCAGAGAGUGGAUCUCUCCUGCGUUCUGCCUAUGGUUUGUGCGUUAUUCGCUGUCAUAUUACCAACAACACCAGGACAUUACUAACAUCCUAAACAGCAUGGAUGUGUACGUCCUGCCUGUCAUGAACCCAGAUGGAUACCACUACACAUGGACAAAAAACAGGAUGUGGAGAAAGAAUCGGUCCAUCAGCGACACCAGCUCCUGCGUCGGAGUCGACCUCAAUAGAAACUUUGAUGCCAACUGGUGCACGCAAGGAGCGUCACCCGAGCCCUGCUCCGAGAUCUACUGCGGCGCCUUCCCUGAGUCAGAACCAGAGUCGCAGGCUGUGGCUGACUUCCUGCGCAGUCACAAGGAUUCCGUUCAGCUCUACUUCAGCAUCCACUCGUAUUCUCAGUUGCUGCUCUUCCCGUAUUCCUGCUACCUAGAUGAAAUAGAAAACCACAGAGAGCUGUCUGAGAUGGCCAAAGAAGCUGCUGAGAAAAUACAAAAAAAUUAUAAAAACACCUACAAACAUGGUGCUGGGGCCAAAGCGAUAUACCUGGCUCCUGGUGGUUCUGAUGAUUGGGCGUACAUCCAUGGCAUCAAAUACUCGUUCACGUUUGAGCUUCAGGACCGUGGCCAGUACGGCUUCCUUCUGCCUCCGUUUCUGAUUUCCAAAGCCUGCAAUGAGGCUCUGACUGCUGUAAAGUCUAUUGCUCUCAGGGUUGUGGAGAAAACACAAGAGGAGAGAAAUUCACCUUCAGUCUCCUAAGCUGUUACUGUAUGUAUGCAGGAAAGGUUGAACAUUUAACAUUUAAAACUGUUAUUAUGAAUGAGGCCUGUCAUUUUGUAUAUCUUAUGCAGACGUACAGACAUAAUAAUUAAACAGAUUGAAGUUACA
This is a messenger RNA of Betta splendens (Siamese fighting fish), 1561 nucleotides long. It is a transcript of the gene cpb2, whose product is annotated as carboxypeptidase B2 (plasma). The coding region runs from base 146 to 1432 and encodes 428 amino acids. Gene Ontology annotation, biological process: fibrinolysis; proteolysis. The transcript is spliced from 12 exons. The record is from RefSeq and is a predicted model, not a curated record. Gene Ontology annotation, molecular function: metallocarboxypeptidase activity; zinc ion binding. NCBI's taxonomy places the organism in Eukaryota, Metazoa, Chordata, Actinopteri, Anabantiformes, Osphronemidae.